Messenger RNA from Cucurbita moschata (crookneck pumpkin), 450 nucleotides. RefSeq lists its product as uncharacterized. The record is from RefSeq and is a predicted model, not a curated record. The coding region runs from base 29 to 394 and encodes 121 amino acids. The transcript has 2 exons. NCBI's taxonomy places the organism in Eukaryota, Viridiplantae, Streptophyta, Magnoliopsida, Cucurbitales, Cucurbitaceae.
UUUCCAUAAUCGCCGCAUGUGAUAGGGAAUGCCGAUCGCAGAUUCAAGUUUUAUCUUCACGGGCCUCUCUGCCCUACCUCAUCCCCUACUUCUCAGCAACAACAAUGCCAGAAAAUUCGGGACCACAUCGGCAAAACGAACCGGCGAUUCCGAUUCCAUUUCAUCGACGCAACUCAAAUUUCCAUCGCUGAGAGUUGCAAAUCCACUUCUCGCCCGAUCUGUCGUUGCGGUACUCGGAUUAGGGUUCGUCGAUGCAGGGUACAGUGGCGAUUGGUCUAGAAUUGGCGCCAUUACCAAGGAAACUGAAGAUUUGUUGAAGAUUGGAGCUUUCUUGGUGGUUCCCUUCUGCGUAUUUCUGAUUUUUUCUUUCUCCGAACAGACGGAUUCUUCCUGAGUGUACGGACGAUGCAUCGCGUAGGUUUUAUGCAUUUUCGAUCCAUUUUAAAUUAU